Clarias gariepinus (North African catfish) is the source of this 3032-nucleotide messenger RNA. RefSeq names its product zinc finger protein OZF-like. NCBI's taxonomy places the organism in Eukaryota, Metazoa, Chordata, Actinopteri, Siluriformes, Clariidae. The coding region runs from base 202 to 1326 and encodes 374 amino acids. The transcript has 2 exons. The record is from RefSeq and is a predicted model, not a curated record.
GAGCUGAAACCGUUGUGCCACUUGGACGGCGUGGUUAUUCAGCUAAGCUAUAUAAAAAAACGCUACAUUUAACUGUGUCUACCUGCAGUUUCACGGAGAAUCUUAAAUCAGAUCGAGUUCAAUUAAAAACAGCAUUUGAGGAGGAUUAACUCACUGAUCCUGAGGGAUAAUAUAGAGAAAAAAAGACAUACUAUUUGUACUAUGAAUAGUCAAGAAGAAUGUCAGACAGACCUUCACCACUGCUUAGAGUGUGGAAAGAGUUUUUUUCAAGAGAAGGAUCUCACAGCACACCAGCUCAUCCACAGACAAGACAAACCACAUCAGUGCUCACAGUGUGAAAAGAGUUUCAAUUUUAAAUGUCUUCUCCAACAACAUCAGCGCAUUCAUACAGGAGAGAAGCCUUAUCAGUGCUCACAGUGUGGAAAAGGUUUUACUCAAGGAAGGUAUCUCGCAGCACACCAGCUCAUCCACAGCGAAGAUAAACCACAUCAGUGCUUAAAGUGUGGAAAGAGUUUCAUUUUUAAACAUCGUCUCCAACAACACCAGCGCACUCAUACACGAGAGAAGCGGCAUAAGUGCUCAAAGUGUGGAAAGAGUUUUGCUAAUUUGAAACAUUUGGAAUCACAUGAGUAUGCCCAUACAGGAGAGAAGCUGCAUCACUGCUCACAGUGUGGAAAGAGUUUCAUUCAUAAAAAGCGUCUCCAAGAUCAUCAACGCACUCAUGCAGGAAAGAAGGCGUAUCAAUGCUCACAGUGUGGAAAGAUUUUUGCUGACAUGAGAAAUUUAAAAGCACACGAGUACAUCCAUACAGGAGGGAAGCCGCAUCAGUGCUCACAAUGUGAAAAGAGUUUUGUUUACAUAAGAAAUUUGAAAGCACACCAACGCAUCCAUAAAGGGGAAAAGCCCUAUCUGUGCUUACUGUGUGGAAGAGGCUUUAUUAACAAGAGUCAUUUUCAACAGCAUCAACAGAUUCACACUGAAGACAAACCAUAUCACUGUUUACAGUGUGGGAAGAAUUUUUAUCAAAAGCAUUCUUUCCAGCAACAUCAGCGUAUUCACACUGGAGACAAACCGUAUCAUUGUUCUCAGUGUGGGAAGAGUUUUACUCAAAAGGGCGGGCUUCUGCAACAUCAGCGUAUUCACACUGGGGAGAAGCCAUAUUCCUGUUCAGAGUGUGAGAAGAGUUUUAGUAGUUUGGGCAAUUUACAACAACACCAGCGCAUUCACACUGGAGAGAGGCCGUAUUUCUGUUCCAUGUGUGGAAAGAAUUUUACUCAAUACAGCUAUUUAAAAACCCAUUUACACACGCAUAUUGUAGGCAGAUAAAAAAAGUUUUUUUUCAAGGUACAUGUCCUUGAGGGGAUGCACUACGUGAAAGACAUGGUGAGGACAUUGAUGGCCUGAUUGACUGACUAAUACAAUGCUGGGCUAAGGUUUGGAGAGUGUGAAUAAAUUAAAUAUGUUCUUUAAUAAAUGUACUGUAGUCUGCUCUGUCCUCCUCCAGUUCAGGGCUUCAAGAACCUAAAACAAUUGGAACUAUGGCAGCUUCCUCAGUCUGUUCUUGCUCUGUAGCUCCAAUUAACAUGAUACAUACUGUGAUGCAAUCUUAAGCUUAUUCCCACUGGCCCCUUUUUCCUAGCUUACCUCUGUUCCCUGGUUACUGGACCCUUUGCAAGUUCUCCAUCAGAACCAUAUAGAGGUGGAUAAUGCAGUAUUUAACCUGUUGCAUAAAGUUUACUCAAUCCUGGACCAUGGUCAGGAUUGUUGUUGUUGUUUUUUUUUUUUUUUUUUUUUACAUGUUUUGAAAUUAGCACCAGAUGUGUAAAAGCUUUAUGCACACAGACCAAUCUUAGAAAUGUGGAAACCGGCUGCAUGCUUUUGUCCUUAUUAGCCUGCUCUAAUCACAACUGUUUCAAGCUCCUAUAAUAGAGCUGUACAAGACUGUCAUAAUUGAAACGGGAUCCAAGAAAAUUCCAAAGUAAUGGAAGCAGUGUCAUGAGUGAUCGAGGCAAAAUUGCUUCCAUUAAGCACCUGAACAAGUAAUGGUUGAUUUAAAGAUGUGAGUUCAAUCUUGAAUUGGGAAGCCAUGGAGGAAAAGAUUUUGGCUUUCAUUUGGAGUUUUGGUCUUUAUUUGGAGUCGACUAGGGCAUGCAUGACAUAAGACUAAUUCUUUAUGGUCUAUAAAGCUGAUGACAAUCCUCUUGUUGGAGCUGAUUCUGGAUGUUGAUAAUGGUUGCUAAUUAAUUGAAUGCCUGCAGGUCAGAUGGGAGCUCUCGGCCUGGAUGAUCGUCCUUGAGUGAGUCAGAGAGACCGUGAAGGAAUGUGCUGGAAUGUGGGUGCUCACCCCAGCCACAAGAGGGAGUCAGAGUCUAAAAGUCGAUGGCAUAACCUGAGAUGGAGUGGGAUCCCUGGUGUAGCUUCAGCAUUAGGCUGUCUGCCUGAUACCCCAAUGAUUAGCGGUCAAAAACUUUCUUUAUUUCUUCAGUGAUUUUUUUAACAGGUGAAGCAGCAUGUAAUCAUCCCAUAAUGCUUUUCCCCAUUUCUGUGCUUUUCCAGUAGGGAGGGUAAUGAUGUAGGCCAGAUUGAAACAUUUUGUGGGGAAAUGAUGAAGCCUUCAGUUCAAGCAUGGGGGAACAUUGAGAAAGAUAAGAACAGAAUGCGGAAGAAUCCCCAACAUAAUAGAUACUGUGGGGAGUUAUGGUUCAUUACCAAAAGAGUGUACUGGAAGGAGUGAUUUCAGGGUCUCAGUGAUGGCUUGGAAGGUGUUGGUAAUCUGGCAGAUUUCACGAUUAGCCCAUGCUGGCUCCUUAUUUGGCCCGAUCAUACUACAGAUGUGGCCAUUAUUAAUGUGUGUAUUGAAGAACAGGAUCUGUGUUAUAAUGUGAACGGGAUAAUGUGGUAAUCUCUUUUAGAUGCCUGUUGACAGCAAGCGACAGAGCUCAUAAAUGUGUCAAGCUCAAACUGUAAAUACUGAUGUGUAGUUAUUCUUAAAUUUCUUCUCUCCUACUUUUGUAUCAAUAAUGAUUCUUCUU